CUGGACGUCUACCUUCGCUGCCACACACAUACACACACAUAACAAACCAUCCGUUGAGAAGAUGUCCCAAGUCCAACAAUACUGGCUCCCAGGAUUUGGACUCUCCCGCCAUAUAGUCCUAGGGCAUAUCCAAUAUUUCCUCGGCCCAACGGCGUCAGUCAGGCCAUACACGUACCAGGUAACAACCUCCACCACGAAUGCCAAUGCGCACGCAGUUUCGCAAACAAGAUGGUCGCCCUAACGCUUGGAUUUGGUCAAGGGGCGCGAAGGUUAUUUGAUUGUUGGUGUACCUUUGACGCGGGAACAAAUCGACGAUCUAGCAGCCAUGUCAAGAGAAUACGAAAGACAGGAAUCCGUCCGCAUGGCAAAUGACUCCGUCCUGGACGGAUCCUCCUCCCCGAGAGGCGACUCCGAGCCAUAUAUCAAUGAUAUCGUGCCCGUGCGGAACUCGAGAUCCCGGACGAGACACGAGUCGCGGAGGGGUCUUUAGCUGGGGGGUUGUAGCAGUAUGAGCUGGAGUUGAUGGGUGGGUUAGGAGGAUGUAUCCUUUUUUUUAAUUCAUUUAUGGCUUUUCGAGCCGUUUGGUAUGGCUUUGCUGUGAUAUCCCUGGUUAUUAUUAUUGCCUUUGUUUUCUUAUUAUUGUUGUGGUUGUUGCGGUUUGUGUUUUCCUGGUUUCAUACCCAUUUUUAUAUCAUUGUUGUUGGUUUUCUCCCUCCCUCCCUGUCUCUCUUUCCCCUUUCUCAAAUCUACAUUACCACAUGCAUCACGAUUCAUCAACCAUGGAACGACCGUCAGUAUCGGCCUGACUCGCUUCCAGUUCCGAGUCUUGCCUCGCGUGGUCUUCUUUGACUUGAUAACUUGGAUACACUCUAGAAGUCUUUGAUGUUCCUUCUGUACUUAGACACAUACAUAUAUACUACCUCCUUAUACAGAUGUACAGACGGAGUCAUACAUGAGUCUAUGGCUUUCAAGCUCGUGGACUGCAGAUGGAAGGAAGGAUGACUGGCUCUAACCGGGACUGAAGAUC
This is a messenger RNA of Aspergillus candidus, 1027 nucleotides long. RefSeq lists its product as uncharacterized. The record is from RefSeq and is a predicted model, not a curated record. The transcript has 2 exons. The coding region runs from base 565 to 849 and encodes 94 amino acids. NCBI's taxonomy places the organism in Eukaryota, Fungi, Ascomycota, Eurotiomycetes, Eurotiales, Aspergillaceae.